UUCAACCGGAACGACGUAUUACGAUAAUUAAAUUCCCUAUGCUACUCACUCAUCGCGUUCGUCUAAAAGAAUGAAUAAAUAUAACAUUUACGAUAUCUUUUAUUAUCGAGACGAGAAUUAAUAGGAGAUGAAACGUAUAGGAUAGGGAGAUCUAACAGUUCUGCUACGAGAGUUGCGAGAUGUUCAUUCGAAUACACAUAUACAUAAUACAUAGAUAGAGAAUACAUAUAUAUGGAGACAUAGACAUAGAUCGAGAAUGCGCGGCAAAAUAAUGGAACAAUAAUGGAACUUGAGGAUCACGCGAGACACGAGACACGAGUGCUAAUUUGUAACGAGAAGUCAAAUCGUUAACUUCAACGGAAAUGCCACUAGUACGAAGACCUAUGCGAUAUGCACAUCCGGAUGGACACACAGAUGUUUGCUAUUUUACUGGCGAAAAGAGGGGAUUGGUUACUUGCGGAUCCGAUGGAGACGUACGAUCCUGGUUGAAUUUAAUGGACGAUGAUCCUACUGCAAGCUGUGUUUCAGAGCAAGCGAUAUCAGUCAUAUCAAAGAAUGGCAAAAUAUAUGUCGGGAACGACAAUAACACGGUCCAAAUCCUCAAUUACCCAGACCUCGAGAAAGAAGGAAUAGUUACGAGAUUCUCAGCGUCGGUGUCCGCAUUGGCAACGACGAAGAAUAGUAAUAUGAUCGUAUCUGGGGGAUGCGACAUGAGAAUUCAGGUGAUCGAUAUUAGUACCUCGGAUAAUAUAGAACUAUCAGGACACGAAGCUCCGAUACUGGGUUUAUCUCUAGAUCCGAAAGAAGAAUUUGUGGCAUCGUCCAGCGCUGAUGGUUCGGUACGAGUAUGGAAUGUCAAAGAAAAGCGUGUAGCACAUAUUUGGCCUAACGUAGUACCCAAGUCUAACUCGUUUUUUACGGCUAAAACAUACGGCGUGCCUUCUUUCCAUCCUAGAGAUGGAGCCUGGCUUGCGUUUCCUAAUACAAAAGACGUCGUUCUGGUCGAACGAUCUUCAUGGAAGGAAUCGUUUCGUUUAAAAUGCGUUAAUAUAAAAAGUGAAAUUAGUAUAUGUAAGUUUUCUGAAUGCGGUACGUUGAUAGCUGCUAGCACAGUGCAGGGAGAGGUAAUCGUUUGGAACGUAGAAACUAAGGAGUUGAUCGGUUACAUCGAGCACGAACAGAAAACUAAAAUCACAGGAUUAUCGUGGAGCAUCGAUAAAUCCGAUGAGAUCGCCUUCUGCGAUGCGUUGGGUCAAUUAGGCUGCCUCGAUGUGAUAAUUCCCGACAAGGCAUCGACCGAUACGAUAACGGCCGAAACAAACGGGGACGUGAAAGACCUCGAAAUCCCGGAAGGAGAAGAGGAAGACGACGAUGACGGCGAAAAUAUUAUAUCUCUGAACAAGAUUAAAGCGUCCGUAGUAGCUGACGAUGACCAAAAAAGUGAAACAGAUGCGGCUUCCGAGAAGUCGAAACAUGAUAGAAAUGCCUUCGUUCCGGAGAUCAAUUUACAACCACCGUUUCAACCUGGGUCCUCUCCGUUGCACGUGUUAUCUCGCUUCAUGGUGUGGAACGAUACGGGUAUGGUAAGAUGUUUCACUUCGGAGGAUGGCGAGGAAUCUAGUAUCGAGGUGGAGUUUCAUGACGCGUCGAUCCAUCGCAGUAUGCAUAUUAAUAAUUAUUUAAGACACACGAUAGCUGCUUUAUCGCCGCAAGCACUCGCGUUGAAUUGUCCCUCGUCCGGUGAUACGCGCAGCAAGCUGGUCGUAAUAACGUUACAAGGUUGGGGUUCAGGGAACAAGGAAUGGUCUUUGGAUCUUCCCGAAGACGAGGAAGGGCAUUGCGUCGCCGCUGGUGAUAAUUUUGUAGCGCUUUCAACGUCCAGGAGACAUUUAAGAAUUUUUACUGUGGGAGGUACACAACGCGAAGUCGUCAGUCUGUCCGGCCCCGUGGUUGCAAUGAACGGGCAGAAAAAUGAUCUAGUAGUCGCUUAUCACAAUGGAAUAGGAGCAUUGGGCGAUCAGUGUAUGAAUUUAUCGAUAAUACAAAUUAGGGGAAUGAAUUUAUACAGUAGAACCGUAAACCUUCCUUUGUCGCCAUCGUCGGAAUUGAUGUGGCUAGGAAUGACGGAUCAUGGAUCACCGGUAACGAUGGAUGCCGACGAUGUCAUCAGAGUUUACAGUAAAAACUCUUCUCUGUGGAAAGUAGCUAGUGAUCUGAGCCAGGAGGCUAAAGGCAAAGCGGAUCAUUAUUUCCUGAUUGGAAUAAGCGAAGAGCAAGGUAUGGCUCGAUGCAUUUUGUGCAAAGGAAGUCAUUAUCCUCCGACUACUCCGCGUCCCGUGGUCGCGGAAAUACCUCUGACUCCGCCGCUCUGCGAUUGCACAAGCGAGAAAACUGAAAAGGAAUUGAAACUGUGGGGAUUGGGAAUCGAUCAUUUGGAAAAGGAGGAAUCAGUGCUGUCUCUUAUCGCGCUCGCCUGUCGAAGUAAUUUGGAGUAUCGAGCGGUAGAACUGUGCGAACAAAUCGCGACUGAGAAAGUCAUAGAAUUAGCAAUCAAAUACGCGCGGAGAAUAAAUCGAAUAGCGUUAGCCAACAAAAUCGAGUCAAUCGCCGACGCGAAGCAAGAGGAGAGGGAAAACGAGAGGGAAACGAGUAACGAGAACGAUGUGGAACAUAUCGAAAAUGAUAACGGAUCGUUGGGUGAUGAUACCCAAGGGUCCACGGUUUCGUUGUUUGCAACGAAAAAGCCGAAUAUGGAAAUUAAACCGUUAUCCGUGACCGAAGCACUGUCGGCAAGAAGAAGCAAUCCUUUCUCGAAGGGUGGAAAUUCUCCAACGACGAAAGGACUGGCUGGUUUAGACGUGACUCCGGACAAACCUCAAAAGUCUAUUACAUCGACGUCUUCGAUAUCUGCUUCGAAAUCCAAGACGAAUAAUGCGAGGAAAAAGGAAACGUUCAUCGGUUGGUAUGCUAAGAACAAGAAGAAUUUGCAAGCGGAGUUUCCCGAAUUGAGUCCUACAGAGUUGACGAAAACAGCUUUGAUGAAGUUUAAAGAGAAGGAGGCAAGUUCGCAAGACAGCAGUCCACCUUCGCAACCUUUGGAAUCUAAAAAAAGAAAGUUGAAACACGUCCCAUUAGACGUGAUACAAAAUGCUAUGGGCUCGAUGGGCCCAUGGCACAUCGUUAUUGCCAUAGCACUGUCUUUCGUCAAAUUUCCCGUUGCGUGGCAUCAGCUUUCCAUCGUGUUUCUUGCCCCGCCGACUAAUUACUCAUGUGCCGCACCGUUCUCAGUGUCUAACGAGUCAACGAUAAUGAAAUGCUAUAUCGACGUUGGGAACGGCACCAUGAAGAAAUGCACGAGUUUCAAGUACGACAAACGCGUGUUCAAAGAAAGCAUUAUAACUCAAUGGGAUCUGGUUUGCGAUAAAGAACAAUUAGCGAAUUUCGUACAAUCAUGUAUCAUGUUCGGGGUGCUUAUCGGUAACAUGGUAUUCAGCAUGAUGGCUGACCGGAUCGGCAGGAAAAAGCCUUUGAUGAUCGCAAUAGGACUGCAAUCGAUAAGUGGAUUUAUAAGCGCGUUCGUUCCAUGGUUCGAAUUGUUCGUACUAUUUAAAUUUACUUCUGCCGUGGCCACCGGCGGCACCAUGCUGGUCAGCUUCGUUCUACUCAUGGAGAUCGUGGGGGUGGAGUGGCGGUCAAUUAUCUCUGUCCUCUUUCACGUGCCGUUCUUACUAGGCUACUUGAUGAACCCUCUAAUUUCGUAUUUAACACGUACGUGGGACGGUUUUCAAAUGGCAGUUUCGAUACCAUCGCUUUUUCUAUUAUCGUACUACUGGAUCAUACCCGAAUCACCGAGGUGGCUGCUUGCCGUCGGCAAGCCAUCGAGAGCAGAACAAAUUCUAAUGAAAGCGGCUAACCGAAAUAAGAUACCGAUCGAAAACGUUAAAACUGCGAUCGAAACAUAUCACGACGUAGGAGGUCGUAAUAAGCGAAACAAAGAGAAAUACAAUAUCACGCAUCUGUUCAGAACUCCAAAUCUGAGAUUGAAAACUAUCUGCAUUUGCAUCAAUUGGUUCGUGUGCGGCAGCUGUUUCUUUGGACUCGCGCAAUACAUGGGGUAUAUCGAAGGGAACAUUUUCGUGAACGUUGCCGUCUCGGCCGCUGCCGAACUACCAGGGACGAUAGUAGUUCUACUUCUGAUAUCGCGUGUAUCACGUUUGAAAAUCCUGAUGGGUGGAAACAUUUUAUCCGCCGCUAGCUUACUCUCGCUGGCCGCCCUGUCGAAUUCGAACCUUACGGUGUUCUUAGCCACGCUGGGUCUCGCGGGAAUGUCGCUCAGCUUCCCGACGGUGUAUCUGUACAGCGGCGAGGUAUUUCCAACAGUGGUCAGAAACGUCGGCGUCGGUCUGGGAAGCGUCUGUGCAAGAAUCGGCAGCAUGAUCGCACCGUAUAUCGCAACAAUGGGAAAAGUACGACCCUGGCUACCACCGUUAAUAUUUGGAAUUGGCCCCUUGAUCGGUGCAUCCUUAUGUUUCUUGUUACCGGAGACGAUGAACUGCGACUUACCCGAGUCUCUCGAGGACGGUGAAAACUUUGGAAAGAAACAAGCCGGGCGAAACGUGGCAAAAUGAUAUUUAAAAAAAUGUUUGUUCGUUGACUGAACGCGUAAGUGCGCGCGUGAACCCAAUUACU
This is a messenger RNA of Ceratina calcarata, 4689 nucleotides long. RefSeq names its product WD repeat and HMG-box DNA-binding protein 1. Gene Ontology annotation, molecular function: protein binding; chromatin binding; transmembrane transporter activity. Gene Ontology annotation, cellular component: membrane; nuclear replication fork. Gene Ontology annotation, biological process: transmembrane transport; mitotic cell cycle; DNA repair. The coding region runs from base 363 to 4628 and encodes 1421 amino acids. The record is from RefSeq and is a predicted model, not a curated record. NCBI's taxonomy places the organism in Eukaryota, Metazoa, Arthropoda, Insecta, Hymenoptera, Apidae. The transcript is spliced from 21 exons.